AUGGUCAAGAAACGCACCUACUUCCCCAUGGAAGAGGCUCCACUAAGCCGCGAGCUCAAUGUCGUCAUAGUUGAUACAUCAACUGACCUUAGACGGUUUCUCGCAAGCCUGAGGGCGAUUGAGAUGGACCCAGUUCCCUUGUUCAUCGAAUUCAAAGGGAUCAACGUUGGACGCAAAGGCACCUUGCUCAUAAUAUCGAUCUAUGUCCGCUCUGAAAAGACAAUCUACCUUAUCGACAUCCACACCCUAGGCGCAGAAGCCUUUCGUAUCCAAGACUCCACCGGAGCGACACUCAAGUCAAUCUUUGAAUGCACAGUCCUACGCAAAGCUGUAUUUGAUCUCCGCAAUGGCGCAGACAUAUUAUACAGCCAAUACGACGUUUCUAUGGGCGGAGUUGAAGAUAUUCAACUCAUGGAGUGGGCAACCAGGGAAGGCCCCAGAAAAUAUGUCAAGAUGCUGUCAACAUGUGUCCAAGAUGAUAGCUUCUUGUCCAUUGAGGAUAAGGCGCGUUGGAAGUUCAACGAUGAGUCUGGGAAAGAGCUUUUUUGGCCGGAAAGAUCUAGCGAAAUGUCUCACAAGCGGUUAAAAUGGGACACUCUUCCAGCCGAAAUCAAGGAUCACUGUGCAGAUUCAGUUAUGGUACUGCCGGGCCUGUUCAAUGUCUAUGCCACGAGACCCGAGCAAAAGGGCAGCUUCUGGUCGCCAAAUCUCCGUGCUGCUAUUAACACUCGCCUCAGCUACACCAAAGAGAAAGGGUUCGAUGUAUAUUGCAGAAGCAAUGUCUAUGGUCCUUGA
This is a messenger RNA of Nannizzia gypsea CBS 118893, 795 nucleotides long. RefSeq lists its product as hypothetical. The record is from RefSeq and is a predicted model, not a curated record. Gene Ontology annotation, molecular function: nucleic acid binding. The transcript has a single exon. Lineage: Eukaryota; Fungi; Ascomycota; Eurotiomycetes; Onygenales; Arthrodermataceae. Bases 1 to 795 code for a protein of 264 amino acids.